Trachymyrmex septentrionalis is the source of this 1158-nucleotide messenger RNA. RefSeq names its product putative protein FAM45B. NCBI's taxonomy places the organism in Eukaryota, Metazoa, Arthropoda, Insecta, Hymenoptera, Formicidae. Gene Ontology annotation, molecular function: small GTPase binding; guanyl-nucleotide exchange factor activity. Bases 1 to 1044 code for a protein of 347 amino acids. The record is from RefSeq and is a predicted model, not a curated record. Gene Ontology annotation, biological process: protein transport; regulation of early endosome to late endosome transport. The transcript has 5 exons. Gene Ontology annotation, cellular component: late endosome.
AUGUCCACAAGACAUCUCCAUUACAAGAAAGACUGUAAUGGAGAUGUCUUGUGGACAUGGUCGUAUCCAGCUGUUACAGAAUCUCAGAAGACUGUUGUCACAAGAAAAUGCAAUUUGAAGUUGGAGCAUACAUCUCCUCAUGUAUUUGUAUGUGCGAGACAUAGACACGAUUGGUUCUAUAUAUAUUGCAGCGAAGUAUUCGAUUCUGAUAAACUACCGAAGGUAAAACAAUUUGCAUUGGUUCUUUUUGCAAAGGACUUUAAUCCACAAAAGUAUGAAGUGCUCUCAAGGGUUCUUAGCAAGAUGUAUUGCAAAACUGGAAAGCCUACAGAGAUUUUACAGUUAUAUUUAUCUGUAUUCACAAAGGGAUCAUGUUCGACGCAAGAGAACGGAACAUUUGUCUCUGAUGAUUUUAAUACUCAUCGUUUUGCAGCUAGCACCAAUGUCAAAGAGCUGAUUAAAACAUUCGAAUUAGAAACAAUUUUGAUAUAUACCGCUCUCUUAUUAAAAAAGAAGAUUAUUGUAUAUCAUCACAGCCUGGAGCAACUUCUUAAGUGGAUAAGAACAUUUCCUGCAUUAAUGAAACACAGAAAAGUUACUGACAAUCUUUUUCCCUGGAUUGAUUUGGUGAACGAUGAGUUAACUGAAUUGAAGAAAUAUUCGCACUAUGUGGCAGGCUGUAGUAAUAGUUCAAUAUCGUCAAGGAUAGACCUGUACGAUCUACUUGUAAAUAUUCCUGCUAGAGAAAUUACUGUAGCACCGCACGCCAAAGAAAGUCUUACAAUGACGAAAACCCACAAGGAAAUAGCCUUGUUCAUGGUUCAACUAUGUGAAAAUCAAAACUACACAGAAGCACAAGUUAUAUCCGAGAUAAGUGACAAAACGCAAGAUCUUCUAAAUCAAUUAACUUCAUUAGCGACAGUGCAAACUCCAGAUGGCAAAAGAAUGAUAUCCGUCGAGAUAUUUAAAGAGAAAAACUUGGCGCCGGCUGUAGAAAGUUUUCUUAUUAAUUUGGCCAUUGCCGAAAAUCUUUUUGUGUUAUAAUUUUAUGAAUCAAAGCCUCUAAACGUGUUGAACGUGGUGAAGAAUAAAGUGAGAAUAGGAGAUAAAAAUAUCUAUUUCUUGUCUCAUGUAUAAGCAUUCAUUGUUUGUUAUAUU